Molecule: messenger RNA, 2208 nt
Organism: Stereum hirsutum FP-91666 SS1
Lineage: Eukaryota; Fungi; Basidiomycota; Agaricomycetes; Russulales; Stereaceae
Exons: 8
Coding region: 1-2208 (735 amino acids)
Biological process (GO): proteolysis
Molecular function (GO): cysteine-type endopeptidase activity
Source: RefSeq, a predicted model, not a curated record
AUGACGACCAACAGAACCAGCAAAAAGCAACGUCCUCAACCCUUGCCUCAGAUGAAAAGCUCAACCAUUCCUCCAUUAGACCUCACCAGUCUUUUUGCCCUCAUCAUUGGGAUUUCCACGUACCCUGACAUGAGCGGACUGAGAUCAUUGCCCGGAGUCAAAGCCGACGUCGACUCGAUGAAAGCCUUUCUAGAGGACAUGAAUGCCCCCUCUGACCGCAUCCAUACGAUACAGAACGAGGAAGCCACAUCUUCUGCUAUAUACCAGGCUCUCAAGGAUAUUACCAAGAACAAGAAUAUCGGGAGGAACGACCCUAUCCUCAUAUACUUUGCUGGACAUGGAGCAAAGGCCGACAUCACGAGCGAAGGAAACUUUCUUUCAAGCGUUCGCAUGCUUUGCCCAUACAAUUUUGCUCGACGGAACGAUGGUGUCUCGCUCAAGGAUGGUACCCCAAAUGAUGACGCUGCUCCGGGAAGGAAUGGUGCGGCGAGCGAGAAUGGAAUUACCGACGCAGUAUUGGCGGACAUUUUGAACGAUAUAUCCCGCGCGAAGGGAAACAACAUUACAGUCAUCAUGGACUGUUGUUACUCAGGGUAUGGAACCCGAGGCACAGUUAGCCUUCGUUCUAAGGCGAAUCCCAGACAUGUCGCCGAGAGCCGCUCCAAAGUGGCGCUCUGCGAUAAAUUGAAGACAAUGUUUCAAUAUUCGGGUGUAUUUUCCCAUACCCUUCUCGCAGGUUCUGGUAUGGAGCAGCCAGGAAAUGAGAAGCCCGAUGGAGGGGCGUUCACAAAAGCAUUGAUCGAUGUUCUCAAAACACUCAAAAAACGCAACAUCACAUACAGGGAACUGAUUGAAAACAUGGAGGACCUUAACGAUCAGUACCCACAGUGUGUCGGGAAUAAUCAGAACAGAUAUCUGUUUUCGAUGCAGAGCAAUUUUCGAGAACAUGACCUCUACAAGGUCAAACUGAAGAAGUGUGGCAGCUCUACGUCUUCUUCCAGUCCCAACAAUAUUCCACGGGAUCAUCAGGAACUUGUGACAUAUCAUCUUACCGUUGGCACAGCAUACGGGAUCACCAAAGAGUCCAAAUUCAACGUUUAUACAACGAUGGACACCAAGAAGCUACCCCUCGGCGAAUUCACCGUCCGGAAUGUCACGAAUUAUACCACCGAUUUGGUACUUACGACCUCCUCUACUACCGGGAAAGUCUUUCCGCAAGUAGCAUACGCAUCGAGAACUCGGCUAGGGAAUGACUUCCAAAUAACGAUCCCAAAGGAGCUGUCGUACAUCGAGGAAUUCGUCCAGGAAAAUCUUGGGAAACACAGAAACAUUUCCGUCACCACCGUUACAGGGGUCAUUCCGAAGCUGACGCUAGUGGCUACGAGCAGGAAUUUGGUCGAUUUCGAAGUCAAUAACGAGACGUGCCACAAAUACGAGGUUACACGCCUUUGCCGCACAGUAAAAUGUCAUACCAAAAGGUCUUCGACUAUCAACGAAGUCAUUUCCGUCAUCUCUGGUGCAGCCGACUUCUUCACACAUUUGGAUCGCUUCCCGACUACAAGCCAGUAUUUUGGUAGCGAGAGGAGGAACGUGUUCCUACGCUGUUACGCUCUAGAGGAAGGCGAUAUUGAUGAUGUGCAUGUUAUGAAGCACAAAGACCCCGCGGUGGAUCUCAUCACGAGUGACGUAUUGGAGUGUCCAAGUGUCCCGGAGCCACUUGGAUUCGAGGUUGAGAACAGAACAAAUGAUUCUCUAUAUGUGGCCUUGCUUUACUUCGACAUUGGGGACCUGAGCAUCAGGUUAUUCUACCAACCAGGAACGGCCAAGCACGGUCAUGUAGAUCCAUCUAUUGGACCUAACGGCCAACUCACCAUUGGUUACGGAUCCAGUGGUUGGAGGCCACAAUGCUUUCACCCACGCGAGGGCCGACCAGUCGACGUCGGGUUUUUAAAACUCUUCGUUUCGACCCAAUGGGUCGACUUCUCCGAUAUAGAGCAGGCUUCACCCUUUGAUGGCUAUCCCCGAGGUCGCACCUCACACUCUCAGCCUUACAUCUCUCCAAACACGCCAUGGGACUCUAUCUCUGUGCCAGUUGUACAGCGGAGUGCUCCAGCGACAUCUAGGAACAGCGGUCAUACCGAUGACGACCGCGAACGGAAAAUACCUCCAAGUAAUGAAGAAACUCAUAGGUUUAUGUCGGGGAGAUAA